Molecule: messenger RNA, 1959 nt
Organism: Exophiala viscosa
Lineage: Eukaryota; Fungi; Ascomycota; Eurotiomycetes; Chaetothyriales; Herpotrichiellaceae
Product: D-amino-acid dehydrogenase
Exons: 1
Coding region: 226-1617 (463 amino acids)
Biological process (GO): retrograde transport, endosome to Golgi
Cellular component (GO): late endosome; cytoplasm
Molecular function (GO): oxidoreductase activity
Source: RefSeq, a predicted model, not a curated record
CAGAGCGCACGCAGCCUUGCAGCUUUUGCGAUCUCGGACAAGACCGCAAAAAAGCCCACAAUGUCCAUGGAGACGAGAUGUUAACGUCCUAUUACACCAUGACCGGGUCAGGCGAGAACCCAAACUUGAUUAACUUGUAGACAACAAAAUGUCGAGGUCUUCAAUCGCCAGCUCUUCCUCUCGUUGAGGUACCUAUGUGCCCAGAUCAUCCAUGCAAGCGAAACCAUGUCCAAUGAUGACGCCGACAAUGAUGCUGUAGUCAUCCUCGGUGGAGGUAUCAUUGGUCUAUCAAUAGCAUAUCACCUCUCUAAGUCUGCGGACUUCAAGCGGCACAUUCACAUCAUUGACUCGGCAUCCAAGCUGCUUGAAUCGGCCUCUGGCUAUGCAGGCGGCUUCCUCGCGCGCGACUGGUUCAGGCCCGAAUCCGCAGCUCUCGGCGAACUGUCAUUUGAGCUCCAUCGCCAACUCGCGGAUGCACAUGGCGGUCACAGACGCUGGGGCUACGCCGGAUCCCAUGUCUACAGUAUGAGUCUACACGGCGAGCCUGAAGGUUCCCGCGUCGAGGAUUGGUUGCUGGAGGGUACAAGUCGCGCUGCGGCCGUCGGGCGGCGGGCGGAAGGCCACGUCUCGGCGCCGGGUGAGCAGGUGAACGACGAUGGCACACCCGCAUGGAUGGUCACUCAGGAUGGCGCGUCGUGGAACGUUGUUUCCGGCGCUGAAGAUUGUGCGCAGGUCGAGCCGCGUAGGCUGUGCGAGUUCCUUGUGGAGGAGUGUCGGCGGCGAGGUGUGGAAAUGCAUCUGAGCACACGCGCGACUGGUGUCAUUACGACUGGUGAUGGCAAGAUUGUCGGAGUGGAAACCGAGUCAACAGACCAGGAAUCGGGUGUUAGGUCCUUGCGUUGCAGCGACAUCGUCGUUGCUGCAGGCUGUUGGACACCACGGAUCAUCGAGACCUUGUUCCCACGAAACCGUGCCAAAGUCGAGAUCGAUCCUUUGGCGGGACACAGCAUUCUUUACAGGACACCGCGGUACGCGAAACCGUUCGGCAAUGUUGCCUGUGGUCAGCAGGACAAGUUCCAUGGCAAAGACGAAAAUAUUGCCUACGCCUUCUAUUGUCCACCAACGGAGUCCUGGUCCUGGGCGCCCGAAGCGUAUGCUCGGCUCAAUGCAGACUCCAAGCCUGAAAUAUGGGUUGGAGGGCUCAACCACGACGAAACCGUGCUACCUCUGCCAGAGUUGGCGACAGAUACGAAGAAGAUGAUCAACAGGGAGAGCCUCGCUGAGCUGCGAAAGGUGGCGGUCACAUUGACUGGGCUGAAACAGCCGGGCAGACAAGCAGCAGAGGAUGAUCUGGAAGUGGAAUGGGAGGGCCUUUGCUUCAGACCGGUCAGCAGAUCGGGCGUGCCCAUCAUCGGGCAGAUCUUGCCCAAAGACUUGGGAGUAGGCUUUCAAGUAAGCUCGGGUGCGAAGGUCUGGGUUGCAAGCGGCCAUGGACCUUGGGGAAUAUCACUGUCUUUGGGCACGGGCGUGGUCAUGGGCGAUCUGAUCAAUGGACAUGAGCCCAGGGUGGAUAUUUCGGGUCUGAAGCCGGAGUCGAGGGUAAGUAGUAAGCUAUGAUAGAAGAACUCUUCAGAACGUCUUGUUUAUUCCUCGAGAAUACGCCUGUCGCUGUGGUGGGAGAAACAUCGCCUUUCAUCUUUGUAAUCUCGCAACACCGCCUGUACAUCAAGCCCAUAGUUCUCAGUAUCUGAGUCAGCGACACUCUCUCCGAUGUCUAUGCCCUUGGCCCAGACAGUUGCGACCAUGACAGACUGGCAUGCGACGACCGACAUGCGCACCAGUACCAUUCAUUCGCACCCAUCAGGCGAUAUGCUCCGACAGUGUCCUCAUUGCGAGCGAUAUUUGUCAUCAGCUGCAAGCGUCAGCGCCGGGCUAUCGAGGUCAAUGAGAGGCUGCAAU